Lynx canadensis (Canada lynx) is the source of this 3824-nucleotide messenger RNA. RefSeq names its product FERM domain containing 4A (gene FRMD4A). The record is from RefSeq and is a predicted model, not a curated record. Gene Ontology annotation, biological process: establishment of epithelial cell polarity. NCBI's taxonomy places the organism in Eukaryota, Metazoa, Chordata, Mammalia, Carnivora, Felidae. Gene Ontology annotation, cellular component: adherens junction; bicellular tight junction; cytoskeleton. The transcript is spliced from 23 exons. The coding region runs from base 89 to 3172 and encodes 1027 amino acids.
CCCGGGGCGAAUGGGACGCCGGUUCCGGUGGAUCCGCCGCUGCAAACCUCGAGUUCCUGGGCUCCGGGCGAAGCGCAGCAAAUAAAAGAUGACGGAGGGCCGUCGAUGUCAAGUACAUCUUCUGGAUGACAGGAAGCUGGAACUCUUAGUACAGCCCAAGCUUUUGGCCAAGGAGCUGCUGGACCUCGUGGCAUCGCACUUCAACCUGAAGGAAAAGGAAUACUUCGGAAUAGCCUUCACAGAUGAGACGGGACACUUAAACUGGCUUCAACUAGAUCGAAGAGUAUUGGAACACGACUUCCCCAAAAAGUCGGGACCAGUGGUUUUGUACUUCUGUGUCAGGUUCUACAUAGAAAGCAUCUCGUACCUAAAGGAUAAUGCCACCAUUGAGCUCUUCUUCCUGAAUGCUAAGUCCUGUAUCUACAAGGAGCUGAUCGAUGUUGACAGUGAAGUGGUGUUUGAAUUAGCCUCCUAUAUUUUACAGGAGGCAAAGGGAGAUUUUUCUAGCAAUGAGGUGGUGAGGAGUGACUUAAAGAAGCUGCCGGCGCUCCCCACUCAAGCCCUGAAGGAGCACCCCUCCCUGGCCUACUGUGAGGACCGAGUCAUUGAGCACUACAAGAAACUGAACGGCCAGACCAGAGGUCAAGCAAUUGUAAACUACAUGAGCAUCGUGGAGUCUCUCCCAACCUACGGGGUUCACUAUUAUGCAGUGAAAGACAAGCAGGGGAUACCGUGGUGGCUGGGACUGAGCUACAAAGGAAUCUUCCAGUAUGACUACCACGAUAAAGUGAAGCCGAGGAAGAUCUUCCAAUGGAGGCAGUUGGAAAACCUGUAUUUCAGAGAAAAGAAGUUUUCCGUGGAAGUUCAUGACCCCCGCAGGGCUUCGGUGACCAGGAGGACAUUUGGACACAGUGGCAUCGCGGUACAUACGUGGUAUGCAUGUCCAGCAUUGAUCAAGUCCAUCUGGGCUAUGGCCAUUAGCCAGCACCAGUUCUAUCUGGACAGAAAGCAGAGUAAGUCUAAAAUCCAUGCCGCGCGCAGCCUGAGCGAGAUCGCCAUCGACCUGACCGAGACCGGCACGCUGAAGACCUCCAAGCUGGCCAACAUGGGGAGCAAAGGGAAGAUCAUCAGCGGCAGCAGCGGCAGCCUCCUGUCAUCAGGUUCUCAGGAAUCCGAUAGCUCUCAGUCGGCCAAGAAAGACAUGCUGGCCGCCUUGAAGUCCAGGCAGGAAGCUCUGGAAGAAACUCUCCGCCAGCGGCUGGAGGAACUGAAAAAGCUCUGCCUUCGAGAAGCUGAGUUGACAGGCAAACUGCCCAUUGAGUAUCCCUUGGACCCGGGGGAGGAACCACCCAUCGUUCGCAGAAGAAUCGGGACGGCCUUCAAACUGGAUGAACAGAAAAUCCUGCCCAAAGGAGAGGAGGCCGAGCUGGAACGCCUGGAACGGGAAUUUGCCAUUCAAUCCCAGAUUACAGAGGCCGCCCGCCGCCUCGCCAGUGACCCCAACGUCAGCAAAAAACUGAAGAAACAAAGGAAAACCUCUUAUCUGAACGCACUGAGGAAGCUGCAGGAGAUCGAGAAUGCCAUCAAUGAGAACCGCAUCAAGUCUGGGAAGAAACCCACGCAGAGGGCUUCGCUGAUCAUCGCCGAUGGAAAUAUUGCCAGUGAAGACAGCUCCCUCUCAGAUGCCCUUGUGCUAGAGGAUGAAGACUCUCAGGUCACCAGCACACUGUCCCCCUUACAGUCUCCUCACAAGGGACUCCCUCCUCGACCACCGUCACACAACAGGCCCCCUCCUCCCCAGUCCCUGGAGGGACUCCGGCAGAUGCACUAUCACGGCAGCGACUACGACAAAUCCCCCAUAAAGCCCAAAAUGUGGAGUGAGUCCUCUUUAGAUGAGCCUUACGAGAAAGUCAAGAAACGUUCCUCCCACGGCCAUUCCAGCAGUCACAAGCGAUUCCCCAGCACGGGCAGCUGUGCAGAAGCAGGCGGGGGCAGUAGCUCCCUCCAGAACAGCCCCAUCCGCAGCCUCCCUCACUGGAACUCCCAGUCCAGCAUGCCGUCCACACCAGACCUGCGGGUCCGGAGUCCCCACUAUGUUCAUUCCACGAGGUCGGUGGACCUCAGCCCCACACGGCUGCACAGCCUCGCCCUGCACUUUAGGCACCGGAGCUCCAGCUUGGAGUCCCAGGGCAAGCUCCUGGGCUCGGAGAACGACACGGGGAGCCCCGACUUCUACACCCCGCGGACUCGUAGCAGCAACGGCUCCGACCCCAUGGACGACUGCUCCUCCUGCACCAGCCACUCGAGCUCGGAGCACUACUACCCGGCGCAGAUGAACGCCAACUACUCCACGCUGGCGGAGGACUCGCCGUCGAAGGCGCGCGCGCGGCAGCGGCAGCGGCAGCGGGCGGCGGGCGCGCUGGGCGCCGCGAACUCGGGCAGCAUGCCCAACCUGGCGGCGCGCGGCGGCGGCGCGCACGGCGUCUACCUGCACAGCCAGAGCCAGCCCAGCUCGCAGUACCGCAUCAAGGAGUACCCGCUGUACAUCGAGGGCGGCGCCACGCCCGUGGUGGUGCGCAGCCUGGAGAGCGACCAGGAGGGCCACUACAGCGUCAAGGCGCAGUUCAAGACGUCCAACUCGUACACGGCCGGCGGCCUGUUCCGGGAGAGCUGGCGCGGCGGCGACGAGGGCGACGCGGGCCGCCUGACGCCGUCGCGCUCGCAGAUCCUGCGGACUCCGUCGCUGGGCCGCGAGGGCGCCCACGACAAGGGCGCGGGCCGCGCCGCCGUCUCGGACGAGCUGCGCCUGUGGUACCAGCGCUCCACGGCCUCGCACAAGGAGCACAGCCGCCUGUCGCACACCAGCUCCACCUCCUCGGACAGCGGCUCCCAGUACAGCACCUCCUCCCAGAGCACCUUCGUGGCGCACAGCAGGGUCACCAGGAUGCCCCAGAUGUGCAAGGCCACGUCAGCUGCCUUACCUCAAAGCCAGAGAAGCUCAACGCCGUCGAGUGAAAUUGGAGUGACGCCCCCAAGCAGUCCCCACCACAUCCUAACCUGGCAGACUGGGAGCUACGCUGAUAGCUGUUUCCUGGAUUCCUCCCUCUAUCCAGAACUAGCCGACGUCCAGUGGUACGGGCAGGAAAAAGCCAAGCCCGGGACCCUCGUGUGAGCCAGCCGGCCUCAAUCUGACCGCCUCAACGCCAUUCAGAGAUCACCUCACUGCCUCUCAUUUGCCUUACCCAGACGCACUGUCACCCUGCACCAGCUUCGGCCCUCAGCACUUUUUUUCUCCCGUCUCCGCAUUCCCUUCACCCUCAAAAACCUGACUGAGGAGACAUUCUGGAAGGUUCCGGUCCCACUGUGUGUCCUCUGGCUCUCUCGCCCACGGAGAGCCAGGCGCCAAUCCUCAACGGCACCUUGGUGGCUUCCCCCUGCCGUGACAGCCCCCAGGCCGGGAGCCAUCAGGGAAGGUAACGGACAUCAAACUCCUGUGGACAGGUGGCAUUGGAAGAGAACAGGAAAGGGGACUCGAGUACAGGGUGAUCCAGAAAGACGAUGAAGCUAUGGUCGGCCUGCACUCGGUGAAGAGGUUGCCUCGCUCACUCGCGCGGGGGAAUAUGGGACUCCGUUGACACUUGAGAUAGUCCCGGGGGGGGGGGGGGGGGGGGGGGGAGGGGGGAGUGGCUGUCGGGGGAGGGGGAGAAUGAAAAAGGAAGCUUAACAUGUCAGAGAUGCAUCCGAGGAUCACAAUCAGUUCUAUGCUGCCAAAGAUUUAAAAAAAAAAAAAUUAAAAAUAAAAAAACAAAAAAGGGGCCAAGGGG